AUGUGUCUUCCCUGCUUUCCGUGGACGUGGACCGAGUACGAAGACCCGAUGGAUUCCAUGCCGGAGCAGCAUGUGUGGGUGCAUGAUGGGCAGGCGUGGUCUCUGCAGAGAUGUCGCAGCCGUUGCCAUGAGUUGCCCUGCCAUAUUGGCCGCAGCAAUGGCACAGGAUAUCCUGGCAGCUGUCUUCAGAUGCUCAAAGUGAAUGGACCAGUCUGCCAGUUAUCAAUCAGCUCGCACCCCCGGCCCCUUCACUCUCAGCCCAGUCUCAAAGCAAACGCCUUUUCCCUCUUGCUUCCUCACCCUUUCCAUCUUCGUUUUUCUCUUAUCACUGCAAUCCGAUUGUUGGGAUUGCUUCAUCUCGCCGCUCGCCCUCAAAAAAUGCCCGAAGCCGUGGCAAAGUCUCCCAAGACUCCUCGACGGCUCAAGACUGGAGGCGAGCCCCUUCGUCAGGUGCAAUUCCUGAGCCCAGGCAGCAACGCCGAGACCAAGCCCGCGAUUUCUUCUUCUUCCACCUCCUCGGCUCCUUUUUCUUCCUCCACCACCGCUUCCAACGGCGAGAGCAUCCACGUCAACACCGCAACUCCCGCGCCCGACAACCAGCCCUCGAGCUUCCCGCAACUCGGCGCCGCGCCAAACAGCUCGCUCGCCUCUGACCAGUGGCACACGUCCGUUGACCCGACCCAGAGCGUCAAGUUGCCCGGCCAGCCGUUUGCAGGAGGCUUUGCAGGAGGCUUUGCAGCGCCCGGCUUUGCACCUGGCUUCACCUGCGCGCCACCGCAGACUCACCUCGUCGGCCCCUUUUCUGCUCUGCCCCAGGCUUCUGCUGCCCCCUUCACCACCUACGUCGGAUUCCCUCCUCAGCAUCAGCCUCAGCAUCAACCUCUGCCUCUUCAGCAUCACUUCAUCACCGCCGCAAGCAUGGCCGACUACCAAAACGCAGCGCCAAUGCCCUCUAGCGUCAACUUCCAGCCUCCGGUGCCCGACACCACGUUUGGGCCCAUUCCCCACGUCUACGUGCCUCGUUUUGACGGCGGCUUCGUGCCCGCUGCUGUUCAAGUCGGUCUCCCCUCGCCAAGCGUUGCCGGCAUCCCAGUCGCGCACUCCAGCUACGUUGUUGCUCAGCAGCCUGCCGUCGUCCCCCAGCCCUUCGUCGGCCAACAGCCAGUCAUGAUCGGCGGACAGCCAGCUGCUGCUGCCAUCCCCGUUCACCAAAUGCCUACUGCUGUUCCCGCCAUGGGCCUGUCUGGCGUCGGCGGUAUGCCCGUCUUUACAGGUAACGGUGGCCAAAUCCCCGAUGUGUCUGGUCUGGGCCGUACUCCUGGCGAAGAGACGGUGCGGCAGCACCAGUUUGCGCACGCAAACAAGCUGUUCGAGCCGCAGGAGUUUAAGCCGUCGGACGAUGACCCAUCCCGUUUCUACUAUGUUCGCGAAGUUGACGGUAAUUGGACUCAGCGCAACCGAUUUACUAUUGACCACCUGGGCGACUGUCGAUGGAAAACGAAUAAGAAAGACCUCACUGGUGCUGAAACUAGGCAUAUUGUACAUCCGUUUGCUCACCAUUCCUGCGUCUACAUGCCGCAAUUCGAUGCAGUAGCUAUUGAGUUUGCUCCGAGGUCCACGGCAGAAGAGAACCCUAUGAGAGAAAAUGUUGCUGGAAACCCGGGCAGUUUUGGACCAUAA
Molecule: messenger RNA, 1680 nt
Organism: Trichoderma atroviride IMI 206040
Lineage: Eukaryota; Fungi; Ascomycota; Sordariomycetes; Hypocreales; Hypocreaceae
Source: RefSeq, a predicted model, not a curated record